Messenger RNA from Cuscuta europaea, 1528 nucleotides. NCBI's taxonomy places the organism in Eukaryota, Viridiplantae, Streptophyta, Magnoliopsida, Solanales, Convolvulaceae. The record is from the annotation of a GenBank genome assembly.
CACGAAAACCCGUCUCACUAUCCAAUUACUACAUGGGGGUUCCAGUACUUCAAACACGCGCCGCCAUGAUACUCCAGGAAGCACAUCGGACCGACAAGUUCAUCUGCCUUUGAAUGAGCCAAAGAAGAAGAGUAAAAUGACAUGCAAUAGGACACAAGAUUUAUACGACAUUUGCCGGAUCAAUGAUCCAACAAUAUUUGUGUCAUCCGAGUCAACCUUCUUAGUCAAUGACCCCAACAGCCUAAAUUACCAGAUUGAAAAGGUCAGACCCUAUGCAAGAAAACCAGAAAGAUACACAAUGUACAAUAUCAGGGAAGUGACUCUCAAAUUAGGGCCAUUGAACACAUCAACUUGUGCCGUUCACCACACUGCCCCAGCUCUUGUAUUCAGUGCAGGAGGAGGGUACACUGGAAACUUUUUCCAUGACUUCAAUGAUGUGUUCAUCCCUCUUUUCAUCACCGCUAAUUCUGUGUUCUCUAAUCAAGAUUUUGUUUUGGUAGUCUCCCAGUUGAAAGAUUGGUGGGUGGAGAAGUAUAAGGGCUUACUUCAUAGUUUUAGCAAGCACCAAAUCAUAGAUUCAGACAAAGACAACAGCUCACAUUGUUUUCCUGGUGCCUCAAUAGGUCUCAUCAAACAUGGUUUCAUGACAAUUAAUCCAAAACUAAUCCAAACUUCAAAAACCUUAGUUGACUUCCACACAUUUUUAGCCACAACAUACAACAAACAAAUCUUAGUUCCUCGCAUUGUCAAUAAGCCGCGCCUCGUGCUCAUGAGUCGCAAUAAGACUGUCGGUCGUGCAAUGUUGAACGAGCCUGAAGUAGAAAGGAUAGCAGAGAACGUAGGAUUUCAGGUAAUAUUAUUUGAACCGACGAGAAAAACAUCCUUAAAAGAAGCAUUCGCAUUAGUAAGCUCAAGCCACGCAAUGCUCGGGGUCCAUGGUGCUGGACUAACGCAUGCAAUGUUUUUACGCCCUGGUUCAGUGUUCGUUCAAAUCAUUCCAAUCGGAGCCGAGGAUGUAUCAGAAUACUGUUAUGGAAUUCCUGCAAGAGUCUUGGGGCUAGAUUACAUGGAAUAUAAGAUUAAGACAUACGAGAGCAGCUUAGUAGAAAAGUAUGGAAACGAUAGCAAGAUUUUGAAUGAUCCAUUGGCUCUUCAAAGAGGAGGUUGGCCCCCUCAUAUUAUGGAUAUCUAUCUAAAACACCAAGAUGUAAGAUUAGAUCCUAAACGGCUACGAAGAUGUCUGAAGACGGCUUAUCACAAGGCGAAAGUGUUUAUGGACAAAAAUGGCUGAUAAGUUGUUUUGUGAUUUGUGAGAAGCAAAUAAGAUGAUGGGAAGAGGAAAGAAUGUUAGAGUUGUUUUAUACAUGAGAAAGGCAAUGAAUUUCAGAGAAAGAAGAUAUAUUUGAAUAAAAAAAACACAUUUAUUCAGAGAAAGAAGUGAUAUUUGAAUAAAUAAAACAAAGAUAGUUUUAAUAGCGCAAAACUGCAAAAGUAUCCCCAUUAAGGAGAAUAUAAAUAUAAAGGAAAG